ACCGCGCUUUCUGCACACAAAUCCACCGAUUCCCAGGAAGUGGACCGUGGUUUUGGAGAAAUGCGAGCCCGGCUCGAGCCGCUCGGCUCCCCGCUGCCUCUUUGAUUCGGACGUCCCCUGCGCCCCCCAGGCCCUCCGACCUCACUUCCAGAAGAACCAAGAAGGCGACGGACAGCAUCCAUGGAGGACAAACGCAAGAAGCGGAGCCCCAAGGUGUCGCUCCCGCAGCCCCCGCCGCCUCCCAUCAACCCCCGCAAGCUGUCCGUCAUGCCCGCCAGCAAGAGCGCCACCUUCUCCCUCGGCCUGCCGCAGCCCCCCUCCCCCAAGAACAGGGGCAAGUUCAAGCGGUCGGUGGGGGCCCCCGGGCAGCCCAAAGAGGUGUUCGCCGCCGUCGUGGCCCCCCCGAAGACCACCAGACCCCAUAAGGAGAAGCCCAAGGCCCCCCAGCCGGCAGGGCCCAGCAAGGUGGUCCAGUCGUCCCCCCUGCAGCACUCCUUCCUCACAGACGUCUCCGACGUGAGAGAGAUGGAGGGAGGCCUGCUCAACCUGCUCAAUGACUUCCACUCAGGCAAACUGCAGGCUUUCGGUAAGGUGUGCUCCUUCGAGCAGCUGGAGCACGUGCGCGAGAUGCAGGAGAAGCUGGCGCGCCUCCACUUCAGCCUGGACAGCCACGUGGAGGAGCUCUCCGAGGACCAGAGGAAGUGCGCCACCGACCACAACCUGGAGCACCUGCUCUGCAACCUGGAGGAGCUCAGCACAUCCAUACAAAAGCUCCACCUGGCCGAGAACCAGGACCUGCCCAAGACAUCUGGCCCCUGACGGACCGCGGCGUGCUGGACGGCGAGCGGCCGCCCACCGCCUCGCAGCGUGUGAGGAGUAGGAGCUGCCAUGGCCGCCGUCCAGCUGCCUCAGCAACAGAAUGGAAAGAGAGCAGCAGCAGCAGCAGCAGCAGCAGGAGGAGGGGGGGCUGCUGGGGGGAGUUUGAUUUUUUUGUUGUUUUUUCCAUGAGCUGUGUCGAGGGAGCAGAGAGUCAGAGCAUCCAAAAUCAUAAAGUGAAAACAAAGAAAAGCCUGGAUGGGUAACGGAGUCAGGAAUGCGUUUUAUCUUGAAGGUUUGGAGCUUUUCUGUGGGCGGCUGCGAGCUUGGCUUCAGUCGGCGUUACAUCAUUUGUUAAUGAAUAACUGACUCCGACCCAGACCGUUUCUGGCCGUUUCCAUGACCAAAAGCACAUUUCUUUCCACAGUUUAACAUCUCCGGUUUGCUUUUUUACUUCAGAUGAUCACGAUUGAAGUUCUAUCUGUAGCAAACCUGUUUAUUUAUUGACUAAUACCACUGUGGUGAUCUCACGUGUGUGAGAGGAGCUUUGCUAUAUAAACUCUCUGGUUUUAUAGAAGAAUUUGUUAUUGGAAAACAAGACUGGAUUCAACAAAAGCUGGAACUUUCUCAUGUUGUGGGGAUUUGUUUGGACUUUGUGACGUGACCUGAUGUAAAAAAUGUGUUUAUCUUCUGUAUAAAAAGCUAAUGUUGCGUUUUGUUUGCAGUUCAGCUACUCAAAAUGGUUCCCAACCUGUUUUUUUUUUUUUUUUUUUUGUCUCUCUCACCUUCUGGUCUCAGACCACACAGAGCUUUGUGUCGUCCCAAGAGGGCCGCGGACCUCAGGUUGGAAACCACUGAUCUGUAUGUUUACAGGGCUGAAGCAGCUUCUCUACAAGCACAACUCUUCUGAAAAAGUAAAAUGGCCUACUGCUCCGUGUGUGCUCGAUCCUGUUGGCUCUCGUCGUGCAGCUUCACGCGCGUCUCUCUCUCCAGACAGGAAAUGGCAGCUACUUUCUCCGUCCAAACUUAUUUGUGUUGGACCGGAUUCUAUUUUUGCUCGACAUGAAGCAUCAAAGCAUUACAAAGUGUUUGUGCUUUCAGUGAAUAAAGUCCU
Messenger RNA from Salarias fasciatus (jewelled blenny), 1930 nucleotides. It is a transcript of the gene ccdc28b, whose product is annotated as coiled-coil domain containing 28B. The record is from RefSeq and is a predicted model, not a curated record. NCBI's taxonomy places the organism in Eukaryota, Metazoa, Chordata, Actinopteri, Blenniiformes, Blenniidae. The transcript is spliced from 6 exons. Bases 181 to 819 code for a protein of 212 amino acids.